UGGUUCGGAGCCUCGGGGAAUACAUGCUUGCACAUUGUGUACACGUCAAUGGAAUAAGUUAAUUCCAGGAAGACGAUCACGCGUAGCCACCCAGGCCCUUCUAGUUAUGGUUGCCAUAUAUGAGGAGUGAACAGUUGAUCAUUGGAUUCCACGGUACAUGCGAAAUGUGUUUCAUCCACCGAGAGUGGCUUUCAGAGUACUAACAGAGAACUAAUCGAUUGCGUAAGAUCUUUUUUCAUGAACCAGGACAGUUUUUAGAGUCAUAAAAUUAUUGAUGCUAUUCGCAGUGAUUACGAACGGGACUGGAGAUACAAACGCCGUGGUAAGGUUAUUACUACGGUAUGGUGCCAACCCAAACAUCGGAAGUCACCAUAGCCGAGUGCCUUUGUUUUCGGCUAUAAACAGCGGCUCAGCAGCAUCGGUAGAGGCUCUCUUGAAAGCAGGAUGCGAUCCAAACGCGAAAGACAGGUACCGAUGCACAACUCCGAUGAGCGCCACGGUACGUGGUAAGGUCAGGGUGAUAGCAGCAUUACUCAGAUCGCCAAGGAUAGAUCAAGAUGCACCGAAUGACUAUGGAAGAAGCGCAUUUUCGAAAGAUCAGAAAGCGAAGUAUUUCCAUGACAUUGUAGGAAUAUUGUCGCAGUGCUCCGACAAGAUCGCUGGUCUUCCCGAAUGUAUCCUCCGUUUGGAUGGCUACCAAGGAGAAAUGGCUUGCGAUGUCUGUCAGGACUAUAUGGACGGUGAUGGGGCAUAUUAUCAUUGUUAGACAUGCAAUGACUAUCAGUUUGCCAUUUGCGAUGACUGCAAGGCGCGAGGAAUCAUGUGUCUGAACGGGUCGCAUGAAAUGCGUCAAUAUGAACAGGACCGGUUUGGUGCGGAGCGACGGAACAU
Aspergillus eucalypticola CBS 122712 is the source of this 891-nucleotide messenger RNA. Its product is annotated as ankyrin repeat domain-containing protein. Gene Ontology annotation, molecular function: protein binding. The transcript has a single exon. Bases 275 to 766 code for a protein of 163 amino acids. Lineage: Eukaryota; Fungi; Ascomycota; Eurotiomycetes; Eurotiales; Aspergillaceae. The record is from RefSeq and is a predicted model, not a curated record.